Messenger RNA from Brachypodium distachyon (stiff brome), 882 nucleotides. RefSeq lists its product as uncharacterized. NCBI's taxonomy places the organism in Eukaryota, Viridiplantae, Streptophyta, Magnoliopsida, Poales, Poaceae. The record is from RefSeq and is a predicted model, not a curated record. The coding region runs from base 148 to 705 and encodes 185 amino acids. The transcript has a single exon.
GCAGUACGGGAAAGAGAGAACCAAACCGACCACGAAGAGACCAAGCUAAUAUAAGCUUGACUAACAGCUAAACAGCAGAGACCACUCUAGCUGAAGCAGUAAACAAGCUCCUAGCUAGCUUGAUCGAGCUCUCACUGGUUAUCAGAAAUGGAGGCCCAGAUGUUCUUCCACCCCACCCCGGCCGAGCCCCUCAAGGCAGACAUGCCCACGUGCAUCCCAAGGCUUCGCGGCGGCGGCGGCAGCGGCGGUGCCCGGCGCCGGGCGCCGCGGAAACACGGCGGCGCUCCGGCACCGGCACCCCCAACGGCGUCGUCGUCAUCGUCGUCGUCGGUGAUGGACCGCGUCCGGGAGGCGCUUCUGCGGCUGGCGAUGCUGUCGGCGGUGUCGUCUUCUUCGUCUCCGGCCUGCAAGGCCGCCCGCCUGCAGCCGCAGCAGCAGCAGCCGCAGGCGGCGAGGGCGCCGUCGAGAGCGGCGUCGGUGCGCAUGAGCCCGUCUCGGACGGCGUCGGUGCGCAUGGCGAGCCCGUCGCCGGCGUACGCCGACUCGUACCGGAGCGAGGCCGUCGACGACUGCAUCGAGUUCCUCAAGCGCUCCGCGGCCGGCGGAGCCGCCAUGCCGCCCAUGCCCGCCGCCGCCCCCAUUGUUGUCGCGGAGCCAGCAGUAGUAGUAGUGAGCUCGGCGGCGCGGCCAUCUGAACCGAUGUGAUUUCUGAUUUUCUUCUUUUUGUGUGUACAUUUAAUGGAUGAGUGUUGGUAGGUUGUUGCAUGUGUGGGUGGUUGUUACAAGCAAGCAUGCAUGGAUGCAUGUGUGUGAUGUGGCCAGCGUCGUCGUGCAUGUUGGAUGUAUAUAUGCAAACAAGUUUGUGAAAAAGUUUAUACCUCA